This is a messenger RNA of Vicia villosa (hairy vetch), 513 nucleotides long. RefSeq lists its product as uncharacterized. Lineage: Eukaryota; Viridiplantae; Streptophyta; Magnoliopsida; Fabales; Fabaceae. Bases 1 to 513 code for a protein of 170 amino acids. The transcript has 3 exons. The record is from RefSeq and is a predicted model, not a curated record. Gene Ontology annotation, molecular function: protein dimerization activity.
AUGGAUGAUGAAAUACCAGUUUGGGGUCGGUCAAGGGCAGAAGGGAGGACUAUUACUAAUCUUCAUCAUUAUCGUGCAGAGAUUUGUUAUGUAGCUAUUGACAAAAUAUGUGUCGAGAUGGAUCACUGCUUUAGCGAAGGAAGUAACAUUAUCCUUGAUUGCUUCUCAUGUCUUGACCCCAAGAACUCUUUCUCCAAGUUUGAUGUUGAUAAGCUUGUCCGUCUUGUUGAUAUUUAUCAUGAAGACUUUUUUGAUGAUGACCGUGGAAUAAUAAGGGAUCACCUUGAAACUUAUGUUUUUCAAAUGGUUCAAGCUGAGAAACAUUUGGUAUUUCCAUUGGUUUACAAACUUAUUGAGUUAGCUUUGAUAUUACCGGUGUCGACAACAUCCGUUGAAAGAGCCUUUUCAGCAAUGAAGAUUAUCAAGUCUAAAUUGCGCAAUAAGAUUAACAAUGAUGUCAAAAUUAGUAUUACAAGCAUAUGUGAUGAAGAAGCAAAAGCCGGCAUGAUAUGA